CAGCCAUAGCCGCAGAGUGUUUGGGGUCAGCGAUAGUGAUCGGGCAUUUCGUGAGCUAGCUGAGCUAACCACCUGUUCAGAGAGAGAUGUGGAGGCUCAAGGUGUCCGAGGGUGGCGGCCCGUGGCUGCGGUCGGUGAACAACUUCCUCGGCAGAGCGGUGUGGGAGUUCGACCACGACUACGGCACAACGGAGGAGCGCGCCGAGGUGGAGAGGGUGCGCCGGGAGUUCACCGACCGCCGUUUCGAGAAAAAGGAGUCGCAGGAUCUUCUUAUGCGCAUGCAGUUUCCAAAACAAAAGCAUCUUCAGGUGGAUCUUCCAGCUGUCAAGCUUGUAGAUAGUGAAGAAGUCACAGCAGAGACUAUAUUAACAUCAUUGAGGCGAGCACUUGCUCAACAUUCUGCUCUGCAAGCGCAUGAUGGGCAUUGGGCUGGUGAUUACAGUGGAAUUAUGUUCAUUAUGCCUAUCUUGAUAUUUGCUCUACAUGUUACUGGAUCACUCAAUACUGUCCUAUCAACCGAACAUCGACGCGAGAUAUGUCGCUAUAUCUACAACCAUCAGAAUGAAGAUGGUGGCUGGGGCACAUCAGUGUUGGGGCCGAGCAGCAUGUUUGGAUCAUGCUUGAACUAUGUUACCUUGAGGCUUCUUGACGAGGUGGACAAUGAUGCCUUGACUGCAGGACGCACUUGGAUUCUAUCACGUGGAAGUGCAGCUGCGAUACCACAAUGGGGAAAGAUAUGGCUCUCGGUGAUUGGUUUGUAUGAAUGGUCCGGAAAUAAUGCGAUCAUUCCUGAACUAUGGCUUGUCCCACAUUUUCUUCCAAUUCAUCCAGGACGAUUCUGGUGCUUUUGCCGGUUGAUUUAUAUGCCAAUGUCUUACCUCUAUGGUAAAAAAUUUGUUGGCCCAAUUACACCAAGAAUAUUGGAAAUAAGAGAGGAGCUCUAUAGUGCACCAUACCAUGAGAUCAAUUGGAAUAAAGCACGUGAUACUUGUGCCAAGGAAGAUCUUCGCUAUCCACGGUCAUGGUUACAGAAUGUUAUUUGGACAUGUAUCAAUAACGUUGUGGAACCAGUUUUGAAUUGCUGGCCAGUUAAUAAGUUAAGAGAUACAGCAUUGAAGAACCUCAUGAAACAUAUUCAUUAUGAAGAUGAAAGUACUAAAUAUAUCGGUAUAUGCCCGAUUAACAAGGCACUAGAUAUGAUUUGUUGUUGGAGCGAUGAUCCAAAUUCAGACGCAUUGAAGAUGCAUCUUCCAAGGAUCUAUGAUUACUUAUGGCUUGCAGAGGAUGGCAUGAAAGCACAGGUCUACGAUGGUUGUCAAAGCUGGGAGACAGCUAUUAUUGUUCAAGCCUAUUGCUCAACAGACAUCGUUAAUGAGUUUGGUCCAACACUUCGGAAAGCACAUGAGUUCAUUAAAAGUUCACAGAUUCUUGAGAACCAUCCUCACAGUGAAACUUAUUACCGCCAUAGAUCGAAAGGUUCAUGGACACUUUCAGCAGCAGAUAAUGGUUGGUCUGUAUCAGAUUGUACUGCAGAAGCACUUCAGGCAUUAUUGCUGCUGUCAAAGAUCUCUCCUAAUCUUGUGGGAGAUCGCAUAAAAGAAGAAAGGUUGGACGAUGCAGUGGAUUGCUUACUUUCUUUCAUGAACAAAGACAGUACCUUUUCUACAUAUGAGUGCAAGAGAACUACAUCUUUGUUAGAGGUUCUCAACCCUUCCGAGUCUUUUCUGAAUAUUAUUGUCGAUUAUCCGUCCGUUGAAUGCACAUCAUCGGUGCUUCAGGCCUUUAUUAUGUUUAGAGAGCUUUACCCGGGGUACCGCGAAGAAGAGAUAGGAAAAUGCAUAAAAAAUGCUUCCAAGUUCAUUGAAAAUAGUCAACGGAAGGAUGGCUCAUGGGUUGGCAGUUGGGGUGUAUGUUUCACUUAUGGAACAUUAUUUGCUGUAAAAGGAUUAAUUGCUUCUGGAAAAAUUUAUGAAAAUAGUUCCUCCAUAAGGAAAGCAUGCGACUUUCUGUUGUCAAAGCAGCUAAGUACAGGUGGAUGGGGAGAGACUUAUCUUUCUAGCGAAACUGAGUCUUAUGUGAACGCUACUAGUCCGCAUGCAGUCAACACUGCUUGGGCAAUGUUGGCUUUAAUUUAUGCUGGGCAGGUUGAAAGAGAUCCCACACCACUAUAUCAUGCUGCAAAAGAAUUGAUCAAUAUGCAGUUAGAGACGGGAGAGUUUCCCCAGCAAGAACAUGUUGGAAGCUUCAACAGCUCCUUCUACUUCAGUUACCCCAACUACAGCAACUUAUUCCCCAUCUGGGCUCUUGGAGAGUUGCGCUGCCGACUGCUAGGAAAGAGCCGAAACCAGUGAAAGUGAUGUAUUAAUACACUGCUCCUAAGUGUAACCGUACCUUCUGCAAGGAUUAUAAACAGACUACCAUCUAUGUAAGACAUACAGCAAUAACAGGCUUAGUGGUACCAAGUGAUUAAGGAAAAACAUAAUAGAGAAAGAUUUGUAUCUUAUGUACUGUAAUGACAUGCCAAUUAUGUUGUUCUGUUUGGCUUUGUUUUUUUUAAA
Molecule: messenger RNA, 2558 nt
Organism: Triticum dicoccoides
Lineage: Eukaryota; Viridiplantae; Streptophyta; Magnoliopsida; Poales; Poaceae
Product: achilleol B synthase-like
Exons: 18
Coding region: 87-2351 (754 amino acids)
Biological process (GO): triterpenoid biosynthetic process
Cellular component (GO): lipid droplet
Molecular function (GO): intramolecular transferase activity
Source: RefSeq, a predicted model, not a curated record